This is a messenger RNA of Chiloscyllium plagiosum (whitespotted bambooshark), 645 nucleotides long. It is a transcript of the gene ndufa7, whose product is annotated as NADH:ubiquinone oxidoreductase subunit A7. Lineage: Eukaryota; Metazoa; Chordata; Chondrichthyes; Orectolobiformes; Hemiscylliidae. The record is from RefSeq and is a predicted model, not a curated record. Gene Ontology annotation, cellular component: respiratory chain complex I; mitochondrial inner membrane. Gene Ontology annotation, biological process: ATP synthesis coupled electron transport; mitochondrial electron transport, NADH to ubiquinone.
AACAAUCUCUAUCCUCAAUCAAAAACAGCAACUGCUGGAGAAGUUUAGUAGGUCUGACAGUUAUGUGUGGAGAGAAAGCACAAUUAACGUUUCCAGUCCCUUCUUCUCUCAACAGUGGGGGCAGGUCCAGCACGUUGCUACAAAAGAAGAAUCUCCAAGAAAAGUUGCAGCUUCGAUACACUGAAAUUGCUCUCAGGACCCAACCUCCACCCAAGCUCCCAGUUGGCCCUAGCCAUAAAUUUUCAGAUAACUACUACUGUUUACGAGAUGGUCGUCGAGAGACAUUUCCACCUACUGUCAUUUGGUCAUCGCAGAAAGCGCUAGCAGCGGGAACACAGGCGCCCAGUGGCCAAGGUACUGAAGUAACUAAGGAAGUUGGGAAACCUGUUCUACCUGGGCAGCCAGUCAAGUUGAAGCUUUCCACGGAUCAGCCGUAUCUGUGACUGGAGGGUGAUUGAGAUUAUCAUGAACUUUAACCUUUUAUGGUAGUACUGGCAAUGGAAAGAAGUUUAAAGUACUGGAGCUGCAGCAUUGGACAGCCAGAUUGGAACCUGGAGUUUCUGUCACUUUUUGGGGUUUAAUGGCUCCUAAUGUAAAUCAGCUUAGUAAUUAUCCAAGUUAAUAAAGCAAAUGGUGUUUUGUGCA